This is a messenger RNA of Oppiella nova, 2319 nucleotides long. NCBI's taxonomy places the organism in Eukaryota, Metazoa, Arthropoda, Arachnida, Sarcoptiformes, Oppiidae. The record is from the annotation of a GenBank genome assembly.
UUCACUCAAGACAACCGAUCAUUGGUUCAGAAGUUAUGGGGAUUUGGUUUCACUCUAACGAAUGAUUUUUCUAAUGAAAUGUUCGCCACUUUUAUCGCAAACAACAAGUCGUUGAAAUGUCUUAGAGCUUGGGCUGAAGGUGAAAGUCCUCCGAAAAGGUCUGUCAUUAAAAUGAUGACACAAAUAAGUGAAUUAAAACAACUCCGGGAACUGGAUCUAUAUAUUUACGGCAACGGAGAUCCGAUGGACUACUUGCCGUACAAAUGGUUUGCCAAAAUCGGUGCCAAAUGUCGACAAUUGAAACGAUUUACCCUUCUAAUGGUGUCCAAUUCAUGGCAACUGAAUGUAGAUGUCAUGAAUGCCAUGAAAUGUAUGCCACGAUUACGUCGAUUGUAUUUAGGGUUGCAAUUGUCAUCCGAUGCCGAAGUGGUCAUCCCUUCCGAUAUGUUUGACGGCAUCUAUGGCUGCAAACGGUUGACUCAUUUAUCACUCAAUGUUUGGGGAAUACACGACACACUGUUAAACGGUAUUGAGAUUAAUCUCCGGAAACUGCAGUCUCUGAUCAUUUCAAGUGAUGAAGACAUCGGAUACAAAUCUGCAUCAGCGGUGGUCAUGAUUUCAAUGAUAGGAUCUAACGCUUUAUAUAAACGGAGGAGAAGCCAGUUGUCAACACACUGUAUGCGAUCAGACAAUCACCUGAAGCACCAGUUGUUUAAUCUAAGGCGAGCCUAUUUGGUCGGACCAUUCAAAGAGGACUGGGAACUGCCUUUCGUGUCGUUUAGACCUUAUUAUCAAAGACAAGACCCGGAGCUCAUGAAAGACGGCACACAAUAUGUAUUGGGCUCAGGGUUUAUAGUCCACCCGAAAGGUCUUGUCGUCACUUCAUUACCCUCUGUGGGCACUCACGCGGAAGUGAUGGUACGACUGGGAAAUGGAGAUGAAGUGAAGGGCAGAGUUGUCACGAAAGACAAUAUAUUAGCCGUCAUUGAGUUGGAGAAGAGAGACAAAGAUUACCCGUCCGUUGAUUUCGCCGAUUCCGAUGCCCUACAGGUUGGCGACGAAGUGUUGGCGCUCACAGACCCGAGAUAUGGGAUCUAUAACUACAUGAGCGACGGUCGGGUCACUGAUCUGCGUCUGAGUGGAUCUCUUGUGCAGAAAUUUCAGCGAAUGUCAGAUCUCGCGGCUUAUGAUUACAUCAUACAUACGGCGCUCUCGAAGGCUAACGGCUCGGCUCUACUGAACCGCGCGGGACAGGUAUUAGGCAUGAAUUGCGCCCAACAGGACAAUCACAUCAAUGUUUGCAUUAUGGUCACAUCCAUGACCAGAAUGAGAGAUAACUUCUACUUCUUAUCCACUUAUGACAAGAGAUUUUGGUUUAUCAGUGAAUCAGACGAAGCGAAUGACAAGAAUAGCCGAAAUGAAUCAGACGAAGCGAAUGACAAGAAUAGCCGAAAGUUGGACACAAUAACCACUAAUUGGCUUAAAAUCGAUGCUUCGCUUUAUUAUGGAUUGAACGCCGAGUGCGGCCUUCAGUUCAGGGAUUCAUUAGUUUUAGUCAAUUAUAACGAGAAGUCACAACAAAAUGAGAUUCUUUACGGAAAUCUUCGCGAUUGGAAGUGGACUUCAAUGGUUUGGUCACAAUUUGAAGGCUUUAAGGUCACCGAAACCUUAUUGGAUUGGAAACGAAGUAUAGACGGCAUCGCCAUCAUCGAGGAGACUCUGUUUCUAUUUCAGGACAAUAAACAGAUUCGCGUCGACUGUCUCUAUAAAACAGAUAAAUGGGUUUAUGAGGUAAACACCGGACACAAGAAUUUCCUGAUAACCGGACCCUUCAAUGCCACUUAUUUCGGGGAACAACAGAAAGAUACCAUUCCCUUAUACAUCAUCAAAGGCGAUAAAUAUCAUAUUUGCUAUCUGAAGAUGUCUGAGAAUGUGAUGGCAACGUGUGAUCCGGAAGACCUUUCGGGCAACAGUUUAAUACCGAAACCUCAGUGUGUCGUAAAGAGUGACCCAAAUAAAGCUCUGUUCACUUCAUUGAUGGUUCAACUCUUCUUACUAUUCAUGAUCUUAGCGGCCGCCACCAUCUUCGCCAACACUCACCUCAUAAACAUGUGGUCGGAAUCCGAUUCCCCAGUGGAGGCCAACACUGCAACAAAACCCAAAAAUACUGCCGAAAUACAGCUAAAAUCACCCGUCAAACCGCCGGUAGGAUUACCCGUCAAACAGCCGGUAGGAUCACCCGUCAAAUCGCCUGUAAAUACCCCGGUCAAUAAGGCCAAAAUGCGUGAACCAUCUAAGGGUCUAAUCGAGAGGAAAUAA